CGUUCAUACUGCGAUCAAAUUUUUCCGCUGUAAACUUCCAUUAGGUGGCUCCUGACAAGCAAGUUUGUAAUACAGGGAAGACCCAAGCCGAGGUUGCACACCUCUAGGGCUGUAAAUGGCAUCGACCGGCGACGCCGCGUCUCCAGGGCCAGGCGAUGGAGCCGCUCCGGAGCCGCAGAAGAAGCUCUGGGCGGACGAGGCCGACGAAAGCGGCCCUCCUCCCGGCUUCAGCGGGGUCGAGGAUGCGGUCAAAGGCCUAACGGAGAAGCUGGAGACAGCAGCCAAGGUUGAGGAGGGCGACGUGGAUGAGCCCGACCUGUCCCUCAAGAGUGAGGGGUUGCGGGAGCGGCCCGAGGCGGAAAUCACAACCAAGACAGAGGGUGACUCCAUCUACUCCUCCGCACACAAGUUUGAGGAGCUACCGCUCAGCCCCGAGCUGCUAAAGGGUUUGUACGUGGAGAUGAAGUUCGAGCGGCCCUCCAAGAUCCAGGCGCUCACCAUGCCCAUGAUCCUGACACCCCCGCACAAGGACCUCAUCGCGCAGGCGCACAACGGCAGCGGCAAGACCACCUGCUUCGUGCUGUCUAUGCUGUCUCGCGUCAACCCCUCCCUGAAGGCCCCCCAGGCGCUCUGCAUCUGCCCCACUCGCGAGCUGGUGGUUCAGAACCUGAGUGUUCUGCGCCGCAUGGCUCGGUAUACGUCCAUCACCGCCACCUCCACCGCCAGUGAGACGGAGGCGGGCGGGGCGGGGGGCAUCCGCAGGGAGCCCAUCAACGAACAGGUCAUCAUCGGAACGCACGGCAAGCUCAAAAACUGGGUUCAAAAGCGGCUGCUCGACCUGGACCGCGUCGCCAUCCUUGUCUUCGACGAGGCCGAUGAGAUGCUCAAAGCAGACGGCUUCGCAGACGACUCCGUGCGCCUCAUCCGCCUCAUACGCAAGAAGAACCCGGGCGUGCAGCUGCUGCUGUUCUCCGCCACAUUCAACGACAUUGUGAAGCGCUUCGCGGUCAGCAUCGCGCCGCAAGCCAACCAGGUGUUCGUGGCCAAGGAGCAGCUCAGUCUGGAUGUGAUUGCGCAGUACAACGUGCGGUGUCCGGACCGCAACGCCAAGACGCGGGUACUCAAGGAGAUGAUCUUCCCCAACUGCGAGCGGCUGGGGCAAACCAUGAUCUUCGUGCGCACCCGGGAUACGGCCAAGUCCCUGCACAGUGAGAUGGAGCGCGACGGCUACAAGUGCACCUCCAUCACCGGAGACAUGCAGCACGCGGACCGAGACCGGGUGGUGCAGGAGUUCAGGGACGGCACCACCAAGAUCCUCAUCUCAACGGAUGUGCUGUCACGAGGGUUCGACGUCAGCCAGGUGACGCUGGUGAUCAACUACGAUGUCCCGGUGGAGCGAGACGGCGUCACGCCCGCCUACGAGACCUACCUGCACCGCAUCGGCCGCUCGGGGCGGUUCGGACGCAAGGGCGCGGCGUUCAACCUCAUGAGCACGGGGCAGGACGUGGAGGUGAUGACCAAGAUCUCGACCUACUUCAAGAAGACCAUCGACUCGCUCAAAUUUGACGAUGAAGACGAAUUCGUCGAGGUUCUCGACAAGACUCUGUGAGGGGCGCGAGAGCGGAGGGGCGAGGGGGGGGGGCCUGAAGAGAAGGAGCAAAAAUAAGGAAAACUGAC
Molecule: messenger RNA, 1677 nt
Organism: Astrephomene gubernaculifera
Lineage: Eukaryota; Viridiplantae; Chlorophyta; Chlorophyceae; Chlamydomonadales; Astrephomenaceae
Source: the annotation of a GenBank genome assembly